CCUUCGCGGUUUUCGUGCCUGCUCGACUUCUGGUUCCUGUUCACCUUCCACGCCCGCCGAGCCUGCUGUGCGGAGAGUGGCGGGUGGACGUUUCUUAUUUGUGACAGGGUGAUCCAUGAGGCUGGAUCGAGAGAUGGGAUGUAGUUGGCCACCACUCCUCCGCAGGAAGACAAACACGGUAGAGCCUGUCAAAUCAUGCCGACCUGGUGAACCCCUUCUCCUUUGGAGUCUACCGCUGUAUGCUGUUCAACAAAAUCACUCCACGGCUGCCCGCUUAGCCCUUGCAGAUUGUCCCCGUAACCGCUGCCCUCUCGUCCAUCGCCCUGGCUCAGUCUCGAACCCAGAAUGGAUAGAAGUGCGUGCGCAAGGCCGGAGGGGCGCCUUCUCAUUUGCUGCACAGCCCCGAUGCCCAGAAGGCCAAGACCGUACCAAGAAUACCAAGACUUUUGGCGGCCACCAGGACAUAUUCUACCGCGUCAUCUUGUGCCCGAUGAUUCCCUUUUCUUGUCUUCCCGUACCGAGAAAGUGGUCUGGAAGCCUCGUUCCUGUUUCUCUUCCACCCUUUCCCGCAUCUGAAGAGCCGUUGGAUUUACCUCUGGCCUGCUCUUUCCACCUCGACUCAUCCACUGACAAACCUAGACCUCGACACCACCAAAACUUGACACUUCUUGACUCUGACCACCAUUUCUCACCUUAGCACCGGGAAACCCGCCCCAGAAAUAAAAAAUAAAAUAAAAUAAAAAUCCACAACAUCAACAACGCCGUUUACGUCUGAAUACGAACCCACUCGCUACCUCUGCGGCAACACGACACGAUUUACCAUAUCUAGCGGCGCCGGUCAUGAACACUCGCUUUCCAUAAACGAAUCCCAUUUUAUUUUGACCUCUUCGACUCUUUUCCCCACACUCGUUCACGACUCCUUCACUCGUUUGACCUGACCUGUCUCAUCUCCAUCGACAAGCAGACCCAAUCACGAACUUCCAUGCCAUUCCUGCAAUAAGCUCUGAUCGCACCAUCAUAAAUCAGCCCGACUCCUAACUCAAGCGACUUGUUUUCCUCAACCGGCGCCCAUCG
Colletotrichum navitas is the source of this 1074-nucleotide messenger RNA. RefSeq lists its product as uncharacterized. Lineage: Eukaryota; Fungi; Ascomycota; Sordariomycetes; Glomerellales; Glomerellaceae. The transcript has a single exon. The record is from RefSeq and is a predicted model, not a curated record. The coding region runs from base 116 to 697 and encodes 193 amino acids.